UUCAAACCAUUCAGAUGAAAACCGCUGUUAUACAUGAAUUUUAUGAUUCAAGUAAAAAGACGAAUGAUAUAGCCCUAGUCAUACUCAAACAAGCAGCCAACAUAAGAUCCAACUUUGUUCGACCAAUCUGUCUCCCACUUGCAACUGCGACACUGAAUUCUGGAAAUAGCAAGGAAUUGCGCCUAACCGGAAGUAACUUCGAGACUCGCCAAACAGUGUCUAGAGCUGUGGCAUUUUUAGAGAAAAGAAAGUGUAAGAAAAAUACAUCAGCACAACUAGAUGACCGCAAAUUGUGCGUAGAUCUCAUAGAUGGUAGUUCCAUCGAAAGUGGUGCUGUGCUGCAUUCUCUCAACAAGGAUAACACUGGAGUGAUUCAGUACGGAAUAGCAACAUUUGGUGGCAGUGGUGCGACGGGAGUUUUCCUUAAAGUUUCCUACUAUAUCGAUUGGAUUCUGAACCAUUCGGAAUGAUUGAUAGCAAUAUUUAUAAUGCAACUUAGUAAUACAAUAUCGAUAUCUUAAUAUUAAAUGAUUUGCUCAAUA
Molecule: messenger RNA, 542 nt
Organism: Culex quinquefasciatus (southern house mosquito)
Lineage: Eukaryota; Metazoa; Arthropoda; Insecta; Diptera; Culicidae
Product: serine protease easter-like
Exons: 2
Coding region: 15-470 (151 amino acids)
Biological process (GO): proteolysis
Molecular function (GO): serine-type endopeptidase activity
Source: RefSeq, a predicted model, not a curated record